This is a messenger RNA of Callorhinchus milii (elephant shark), 703 nucleotides long. RefSeq names its product signal recognition particle 9 (gene srp9). Gene Ontology annotation, biological process: SRP-dependent cotranslational protein targeting to membrane; negative regulation of translational elongation. The record is from RefSeq and is a predicted model, not a curated record. The transcript has 3 exons. Lineage: Eukaryota; Metazoa; Chordata; Chondrichthyes; Chimaeriformes; Callorhinchidae. Gene Ontology annotation, molecular function: 7S RNA binding. Gene Ontology annotation, cellular component: signal recognition particle, endoplasmic reticulum targeting. The coding region runs from base 72 to 332 and encodes 86 amino acids.
AGAGAGAGAGGCCGGGCCGGAGAGAGAGAGGCCGGGGCCGGGGCCGGGGCUGUAAACCCGGGCGGUCGACAAUGACGUACAUCCAGAACUGGGAGGAGUUCAUUAAAGCGGCGGAAAAACUGUGUCUGUCGGAGGCCAUGAAGGUGCGAGUAGUCAUCAAGUACAGACACUGUGACGGGAUUCUGGCCAUGAAGGUGACUGACGAUGUGGUGUGUUUACAGUACAAAACAGAUCAGGCUCAGGAUGUGAAAAAGGUUGAGAAAUUCCAGAAUCAGCUGAUGCGUCUGAUGGUUUCCCGAGAAUCUCGCAGCAACCUCAUGGAAACGGAUUGACCCUUUAUCUGCCAAACACCGUUUAUAGUUUUGGAGGGAAAAGGACCCUAUUCUGGUGGAUGGAAUGCAUUGGAAUUGGCUCUUUAUUGGUGGGGGUGGGGGAAGGGGGGGAAAUUAUGACUUGAGGUCUGAACUGUUGCAGAUUGUGUUUAUGGAGUUGGGUGACCAGCUCUGGGACCUGUUGUGCAGAACUUGAGUGAGCUCCUUGCCAACAGACUAUCCAUCUUGAGUAGGUGGAGUGUGUGGGGCUCUGUGGUGUAUUGCCAUGGUUGGGUUUCCUUGAAGAGGCCAUUGAUUUGUGUUGAGCCUGUUUCUGCUGCCAGUUUCUGCAGGUAUCUAAUGGAAGCAAAAAUAAAGAAUUUGUGGUUUCA